UCGCGAACUUCUUCUAAUUCCCUCCUUUUUCUGUCACCGGAAAGAGAACUAACUGUUGAAGCAUCCCGGAUUCAAUAAUCACCGACGUCUCUCUUCUAGGGUUUCUCACUCUUCACCCAUUGAUAAACUUUCUUUCUUUCUCUGCCUUCUUCGAUCAUUAUUGAUUCUUGUGUUCUUGAUUUGAACUUUAUCACCAGAAUUUACUCCAGUUUUUACAAUGUCUACUUCCGGUGAUCAAGCCACCGCCAAAAAUACUAACCCUAACAACUCAUACGAGAUUACUCCACCAGCCACCGACUCUAUCUCAAGCUUAAGUUUUAGUCCAAGAGCCGAUAUACUUGUGGCAACUUCAUGGGAUUGUCAGGUGAGAUGUUGGGAAAUAACCCGUAGUGACGGCUCUAUAUCCAGUGAACCAAAAGUAUCAAUGUCGCAUGAUAAUCCGGUUUUGUGUUCUGCUUGGAAAGAUGAUGGAACCACAGUCUUUACAGGAGGAUGUGAUAAGCAAGCAAAGAUGUGGCCAUUAUUGUCUGGUGCUCAACCAUUCACUGUUGCUAUGCACGAUGCACCUAUUUGCGAGAUAGCUUGGAUCCCUGGAAUGAAUCUCCUUGUCACUGGAAGCUGGGAUAAAACUUUGAAAUAUUGGGACACAAGACAGCCAACUCCAGCGCAUACCCAACAGCUUCCAGACAAAUGUUAUGCUUUGACAGUGAAAGAAUCUCUGAUGGUCGUUGGGACUGGGGAUAGAAAUUUGCUAGUUUUCGACUUGAAAAAACCUCAGAUGGAGUUCAAGAGAAUUGAAUCGUCACUGAAGCACCAGACAAGAUGUCUUGCUGCAUUUCCUGAUCAGAAAGGGUUUCUGGUUGGUUCAAUUGGGGGAAGUGUUGGUGUCCAUCACAUUGAUGAUGCACAAGUGAGCAAAAACUACACUUUCAAAUGCCACAGAGUAGGCAAUACUAUUUGCUCUGUAAAUUCUCUGAAUUUUCACCCGAUACAUGGCACGUUUAUCAGCACUGGCUCUGAUGGUACAUUCAGUUUCUGGGACAAAGAUAGUAAAACAAGACUCAAGGCCAUGUCAAGGUGCGAUCAGCCGAUUACUUGCAGUACGUUCAAUCACGACGGGGCAUUAUUUGCGUAUGCGGUUGGUUAUGAUUGGAGCAAAGGUGCAGAAAAUCACAAGCCAGAUACUGCCAAGACCAGUAUAUACUUGCACCUGCCAGAGGAAGCCGAUGUGAAGCCCAGGUCAACAUACAAAGUCGGCAGAUUUACUGUGAAAAAGGAGCAGAUUUGAAACAUUUUGAGUAAAUAUUGGGCAUAUUU
Messenger RNA from Arabidopsis arenosa, 1317 nucleotides. The record is from the annotation of a GenBank genome assembly. NCBI's taxonomy places the organism in Eukaryota, Viridiplantae, Streptophyta, Magnoliopsida, Brassicales, Brassicaceae.